AUGCCAUUGUUUGGAACACCAAAAAAGCCUCUUCAAAAACGAGGUUUUGGACAAGCCCUCGAGAAAGGGUGGCCAGGGAACAAGCCAAUAUACCAUUUAGCCAUCACUAACGAAGUAUUUGAUGAUUAUGAAGAAUAUGUUAAUAGAGCAAUCAUGUAUAAACUACAAAUUUGGAGUUGUCAAUACAGUGGAAAAGACAACAUGACCUAUGAGCAAGCUCUUGAAUGUGAAAAAGAACAAAAAAUCAAGCACCUUUUCAAAUUCUAUCCAAGAUACAUACUCCGUCAUAUAUGCUACAUGAUUCACCACUGCAAAAGAGGAGAAACAGUGCAAGACUUGGUGCAACGGAUAUCUAAAUUUUUCGAAUACAACUUUGUUGAAGGAGAAGAACUUUUUUGCGAAUUGGAUACAACUAUUUCUGUUGUGUUGAGAAGAAUUCUCUUGAAAAAAGCCAAAUAUUAUGUGGAAGAUCCAAAUUUUCCUCCAUUCUCUACUCCCUUGUAUAUAACGGACGCCGAACAACAUCAAAUUGAAGUAUUCCAUCAAACAAAAGCACAAGAACAUUACUAUGAUUAUGAUCCAUCAAAUAUAGGGUUCGGAACUCAAGGAAAACUUUAUGAAGUGGAAAUUUUAUCCAACAACUCUCCAUUUGAAAAUCGAGUAAUUGUUGUGUAUUAUUCAGUGCUCCUGAGAAAACAAAUCUCUUUAGUCGAAUCACCUGAAAAGCUUACACAAUGGAUAAUGGAGAACACUUUUUACGAUGAAUCAUCGGGUUGCAUUCGAUUGAAACAGGAGUUUGUGGAUUAUUUCAAAUUAGAGCCACAUCAAUCUAGAACAGAUAAAAUUCCAACAUUUCAAAAGAAUUUGGAGGAGGAAAUGGAAGACAUUACUAAAUUCAAAAAAGGACUUGUUCGAUCUGUGAACGAUCUGAAGUAUCACCAUGUCGACAAGUUUGGAAAAGUCAUGACAGAUAUCAAGGAAAUUGAACAGUCGCUUAGAGCAACUUCCUCAUCUAGUUUUGAACCUAGUCAAUCCAAUAAUGUUUCUCAAAAGAAUCAUGUACAUAUAGGAAUGAAUGGAACUGAACCAAAGAAUGUUCAACCCGCAGUUAAUCCAUUAUUAUUGCCAAAAGAAGAUGGUACAAUAUUGGACGAAUACAUUACAUCUAGGAGCAAAACAAAAUCAGAUAGUAACUUUCCUAAACCUCAUUAUGACUAUGUUUUAACACAUGUGGAAUCUAUUCCAGAAGCUUUAAAUGUUUUUAACUUUUUGAACGUUUUUAGAGCUCCAUUGAAAAUUUUACCGUUUACCUUUGACGAAUUUCAACAUUCUCUUGAAUGCAAAUCCGAGAAUAAUCCUCUUCUUCGAUCAAUACUGAGUGCAAUGCUUUUAUUCUUAUUUUUCGACAAAGGCGCCAACAAACAGGAUGUUAAUCGUUCAAUUUACAAGAUGAAAAAGUUGUACAAUCAAGUUAGAACAAAGGAUCAAAGAAUCAUUAAUCUUCCUUCAAGAAAACAAGUGAUUAAUCGAGAGGCAACUGUCUAUAUUUCUCAAGUAAUGCCCAUAAUUUUGUUACGAGAGUAUUGGAGAGCAUUUAUGUCUCACGAAAUGAUUGACAUUCCUGAGGAGGAAUUCAUGACUAAUACUGCAACCAAGGAAAGCAAUGGCACAACAGAAGCAUCCGUUGAAGACUCUACCACAAUCAAUCAAACAACUCCAAUCGAAGAAGGUAUCAAACAAUCAGAAACCAACACUCAAAAUGAAAGCGCUCACAUCCCAACCAACAAAGUUGAAGAAUCCAACCAAGAACCACACCCUUCUGAACAACAGAUAGAUUCUGCUGCUACGGUCGAGUCGACAACACCGGCAUCAACAAUCACCUCUAAUCCAACUACUAACCUUCCUGAGAGUACUCCAUCGAAUCAUAUUCACGAAAAUAACCAUACAAAUGUUAAAGAGGAGAAAACAGACGACGCCACCAAUAUCAAACAAGAAACAACAGAUGAACAAAAGCCUGUUGCAAAACCUCCAAACUUGAUAGUCACUGUUAUGAAAUUUAUCAAGGAUGACAAUUACCAUAAUGAGAGUGAGAUUAACUUUUUCACACACUUGGAAUCUAAUGCUAAAGUCUAUAUUCUGAGUAAGCUUACUGAACAAUGUAUCCAAAGUGCAACAAUUCGAGAAUACAUUGAUGAGGGUAUUGAACGCAUGAGACUACUCAAACGACAACGAAAUAUUGAAAACAAUGAAGAUAUUGAGAAACAAAAAGAAGAAGCAUCUAAACAAGAGGCUGAUGAAUCAUCCAAUAAUAAUAAUCGGCGAUUUACAAGCGAAGAGGUCAGAACACGAAAAGUGGAACGAGAGAAAAACUAUCAAACAUUGGUCAAUCAGCAUGUCAUACGAGCAAAACACCUAGGUUUUGAUCGGUUCUUCAACAGAUAUUGGUUCUUCCCAUCCUUCACAGGAGUGCUUUUUGUGGAACCAUGUUCUCCUUUCAGAGACUUUUCUAAUAGCUCUGCUGAAGAUCCUGUUGACACUCGCCCAUGGGGAUAUUAUUCAUCCAAGAAGGAAAUUGAAAAGUUAAUUGCUGUGCUUGAUUCAGGUGGAUUCCGUGAAAAGAAACUUCUGAAUAGUCUCCAAAAAAACAAGGAAGAAAUAUUUAAACAAGUCGAAUUAAGGUGUUCUGUUGUUUCCAAGUUCUCCUCCUCAACGGAAGCCUCUGCAGCGACAAGUGACAAUGCCAUGAAGGAUGAAGAAGCGCCUGCUGCCCCAUCAUUAACAGACACAACAACAAAUACCUCUACCAUUUCUAAUGAUACUGAAGAGCCCGUAGAAAACAAGAUGGCUGUAGAUGCUGACUCUACAGAUUCACCAUCUUCAAAGAAACGAAAACAUAUGGAUGACAGCCAAUCUGACACGAGUGAAAUAUCGUCAAACUCAGCCCAACCAAACACUAAGAAAACCAAAACAGAACAAACCCUCUCAGAACAAGCAAAGAAUAUCAAAGUAUUCAUUCCUUCUCCUCAAUCAUUUGCACCUGAUGCAUUCCUUCACUACAAGAAUACUUUAGAAGAGAUUAUUCCUCAAGACUCUGAAUGUUUCAUUGUCGAGACAGAAGAAGACGAAGAAGAUGAAUAA
Molecule: messenger RNA, 3138 nt
Organism: Naegleria fowleri
Lineage: Eukaryota; Heterolobosea; Eutetramitea; Acrasida; Naegleriidae
Exons: 4
Coding region: 1-3138 (1045 amino acids)
Source: RefSeq, a predicted model, not a curated record